Molecule: messenger RNA, 878 nt
Organism: Trichomonas vaginalis G3
Lineage: Eukaryota; Parabasalia; Trichomonadida; Trichomonadidae
Product: protein of unknown function, DUF4106 family
Exons: 1
Source: RefSeq, a predicted model, not a curated record
AUGUCAUUCGCCGACUUUUGCAAAAACAAAGUUGACUUAGACUUUGGUUUCUCAAACCUCAACACUGAAGUAAACUAUUAUUUCAAUGCUGCUGGAGAUGCUUGGGACCCAGUUAAGUUCACAUGCGAAAAAUUUGAAUGCAAGAGAAUAGAAAGCAGACUUGCAGUCUAUAUGUUGGACCCAGAUAUUUCAAAUGCUUUAGCUGCCAAAUAUAUUGCAGUUCCACUUAUGUUCCCUAUACACCAAAUAUCUGUCAAAGACUUUGCAGGUGAAGUUGGAAACCAAAGUGCUGACCCAGGUGCAAGAACAGAUAUUGCCUUAACAACUGCAAUGAAACAUGCAGAUACUCUGUUUGUACUGUUCAGACGAACUAUAAAUGACUAUUCUUGUUUCUACAACCCCGGUAUUAAAUACCAUAUAAACAUAGAUGGCAAAUACUAUCCAAGAGAAGAAUAUUCUACAGUUGAGGAUAUGAGGUCAUACAACUUGACAUUAGAUGCUAUGAACUUUAACAACAACUUCACAACAACCAUUAACCCUGAAAUGCAAAGUUCUAUUAUGCCAUAUGUGAAAGUAUGGACCCAUACAGGAGCUCAAAAAACUCAAUAUACAAAUGGAGACCGUUCAAACUUUUGGCUUGGCAUUCCAUUUGCUGACUCAGAAGACUUUAUGGGUGGUAUUUCAACUGUUGGUACAGUUCAAAUACAAUAUACUGGUGACAGAGACGGUCCAGAUGAACUGAAAGCAAAGAAGUUUACAAAACCAAUAGCACUUUUCACGGAAGAUGCUCUUUUGAAAAUUCGUUCGAUGAAACCUGCUGGGGCUCCUCAGAUUGGCAUAACGACAGCUUCCAUCGAGCAGAUUUUGGCAGCAGGUCA